Messenger RNA from Protopolystoma xenopodis, 372 nucleotides. The record is from the annotation of a GenBank genome assembly. NCBI's taxonomy places the organism in Eukaryota, Metazoa, Platyhelminthes, Monogenea, Polystomatidea, Polystomatidae.
AUGACCUCUUGCCGCAUUAAAUCAACCGCGGAAGAGCGCACCUCUCAGCCUCGCCAGUGCGAGCACGCUGCUUCAGCGGAUCAGGCAGCUGCACUUGCAGAUCUUCACGCCCGUCUCAAUGCUGCAGAGCGCGAAACCCGUCGCUGCCAAAAGCGAGCCUCUCGCGAAAUUCACGAACUGGAGCGUCUUGCUGAAGAGCAAUGCAUGCGAGCUGGAGGCUUGGCUGAACAACUUGCAUGGUUGCGGAGGCAAUAUGUGCAGUUAAAAAGCCAGGUGCUUACUGCUUUUUCAGCAAAAUUAUUGUCAUCUCAUUGCAUAAUCAACAUUAUUUUAUCAGUAAAAAGUGUAUUCACCCUAGGCCGCUUAAGGUGA